This is a messenger RNA of Plodia interpunctella (Indianmeal moth), 1911 nucleotides long. RefSeq names its product alpha-(1,3)-fucosyltransferase C-like. Gene Ontology annotation, cellular component: membrane. Lineage: Eukaryota; Metazoa; Arthropoda; Insecta; Lepidoptera; Pyralidae. Gene Ontology annotation, molecular function: fucosyltransferase activity. The record is from RefSeq and is a predicted model, not a curated record. The coding region runs from base 467 to 1699 and encodes 410 amino acids. The transcript has 4 exons.
AGUUUGACAUUAUUUCACAAAAAAAACAGAUCUAAUCCCCGACCGAAUAAAAUCUUUGUAAACCCCAAACGGCUUGUCAAAGCGUCCCAUCACUAAAGCCAGGUACGCCCGAGGCUAACGAAGCUAAUCUGCGCUCGAGUGUCGACAAUUCGAGACUCAACAACAGAAAAUAAGAGGGACUUACUGCGAGUAAUGCGCAUCAACAUUCUAAUUUACUUACAAUUAUUGAAAAAUAAUACAAGUUUCUUUGUAAGAAACCACGAUUACGUCAAAGUCAAACUUGUCUACAAGAAUGCACGCAAAAUUCCAUCUAAAACGCAAACAACGUCAAACAUAACCUAUAAACAAGACAAUGCAAACAAACAACCAUUCUAACUGAUAUCACACAAUCAUUUACAAUUUCAGUCUUACAAUGAAGAACGUUUGAAAAGUCGACAGAAAUUGUAAAAAUUGAAAAUCGAAGACAAUGUACACUUAUCACAUGAAAGAAAUGUUGUACGUGACAACUUGUAAAAAAACAUUGAUAAAAAUUAGUCUGUACGGCUCUUUAUUUCUCAUGGGACUAUUGGUAUCAUUGUUACCCCACAUUAUAAUAAAUAAGGAACAGAAAACACAAAUGAAACGCUUCCCAACAGAUCUAAAGUACGUAUUAUUUUGGUAUCCAGAUAAAAAUAGAAGAAAAGCUAUCACUAACAGUACGGAAUUUCCUGUGGGGCAAACGGCAUUUAUCGAUCAAAAAUGUCCGUAUGUGAACUGCUAUAUUUCGUACAAUAAAUCCAUAUUAGCAGACGAAAGUAACUUCGACGCAAUCGUAUUCAAUGCUCAAGAUAUAAGCAGGAUGUCAUUGCUUAACUUAACUCUACCUAGAUCGCCAGAACAAAAAUAUAUAUUUCGGUCCCAAGAUCCCGCUGAGAAACAUCCUGUAUGCCAUAGAAUUUUCGAGGAUUUUUUCAACCUAACAUGGACUUACAAAUUAAAUUCUGAUAUACCGCAGCCCUUUAUUAAUAUUUACGAUAAGACCAACAAAUUGAUUGGACCACGGAGAAGUGUAAUUUGGAUUGAAAAGAUGAAUCACAGUGACAGUUUUCGUAACAAAAUCGAGGGCAAAAAUAAAGCCGUCGCUUGGAUUGUAACAAAAUGCAGAACGAAAAACAGUUAUUCUGAUUUUAUAAAUGAACUAAGAAGUGAAUUGAAAGGGUAUAAUUUUACUUUGGAUAUUUUUGGUCCGUGCGGUGACAUGAAGUGUCCGGGACAAAGUAUUUACUCAUGCUACAAAAUGAUGGAGAAGAAGUACUUCUUCCAGUUGGUUGUCGAGGACGCUAUGUGUGAAGACUAUGUCACUGAGAAGGUGGUGAAAGCUCUGACUCAUUUUAUUAUACCUAUUGUAUAUGGCGGUGCGAACUAUACAAGAUUUUUACCGCCUGGCUCCUACUUAAACUUCCAAGAAUUCGGUAUAAAGAAGCUCGGCGCUAUAGUAGACUUCCUCAUCAGGUCGCCACAGACAUACGACUAUCUCUUCGACUGGAAGAACCACUACACAUACUCUGUGAAGCCCAGGAGCGACAUCUGCGAUCUGUGUACGAAACUGAAUGACAAUGAAGUUAGUCCGCCGCGUCACCAUUUUAGACAUUGGUGGUACUCUGAUUAUAAGGACGUGUGCGAUAGAUUGAAAAUUAUGACCUUGUUAAAUUGGAAAUAAGUAAUUUGUAUAAACAUAAUAUACUAGAAGAAUCGAGCAUGGGACAGUAUAGCACAUAUUUCUGGGUAACUAUUCCGAAAAAAAGGGGCCAAAAGCUACUGGGUCCACAUAGUCUAGACUUAAAUAAAACAACUGUACAGUAAGUAAUGUAAUUUGUAUUAUUGAUUGUAAUGUGAUUUGAUUAUUUUAUUAUAAAUACACCAAGAAUAUUA